This is a messenger RNA of Aspergillus steynii IBT 23096, 1551 nucleotides long. RefSeq names its product MFS transporter. The transcript has 5 exons. Gene Ontology annotation, molecular function: transmembrane transporter activity. The record is from RefSeq and is a predicted model, not a curated record. Gene Ontology annotation, biological process: transmembrane transport. The coding region runs from base 1 to 1551 and encodes 516 amino acids. Lineage: Eukaryota; Fungi; Ascomycota; Eurotiomycetes; Eurotiales; Aspergillaceae.
AUGGGCGCCCCCCAGGGACGGUCUAGCGCGCAGCCAGGCGCCGCCGAUCAUGGCGACCUCGAGGCCCCGUGCGAUUCGUCUGAGAAGGACUCCGAAGCACCGUCAUCGUGGACCUUGGGGUCCGGCAAGGCCUUCCCUCCGACUCCCGCCGACGAAGAGAACUAUAUCGUCAGUUUCGAUGGCCCAGGUGACCCGACGCACCCGUACAACUGGAGUCUCUGUACAAAGCUAUACAUCUCUACGAUAGUCUGCCUUGGCACCUUUGUAGCUUCGUUUGCUAGCGCCGUGUUUGCCCCCGCCACGGACGGUCUGGCCGGCGAAUUUGGAGUAAGCAAUGAAGUCGGCAUCCUGGGUACAACGCUGUUCGUGCUGGGCUUUGCCUCCGGGCCUAUGAUCUGGGCACCGGCCUCCGAACUGAUCGGCAGACGACUCCCCUUGACUGUGGGCAUCUUCGGCGGGGCCAUCUUCACCAUCGCAUCCGCCGUCGCAAAGGACAUUCAGACCGUGAUCAUCUGUCGCUUCUUCGCAGGCCUGUUCGGCGCCAGCCAGCUCUCCGUCGUCCCCGCAGUCCUGUCCGACCUCUUCGACAACCGCGGCCGGGGCCCGGCGAUCACCGUAUACUCUCUGGCCGUGUUCGUCGGUCCCUUCAUCGGCCCCUUCAUUGGCGGGUUCAUCUCCUCGAGCUACCUCGGCUGGCGCUGGACGCUAUACAUCCCCUCUUUCAUGGGAUUCGCCCUGAGCACCGUGUUCGCGCUGACCCUGAAGGAGACAUAUGCGCAAUGUAUCCUGAUCCCCAAGGCUGAGUCCCUCCGCCUGGAGACCGGGAACUGGGCCAUCCACGCGAAGCAGGAAGUCGUGAAGGUUGACUUCCGCCAGCUGGUAGAGAAGUAUUUGACCCGGCCAGUGCGCAUGCUGUUCACCGAGCCCAUCAUCCUGGUCGUGUCCAUGUAUAUGUCAUUCAUCUACGGGCUCGUGUAUGCCCUGCUGGUCGCCUACCCCUAUGUAUUUGAAUCGGUGCACGGCAUGAACGCCGGGCUCAGCGGUCUGACGUUUUUCGGCCUCGUCAUCGGCCAGCUGCUCGGCUGCACUUUGGUCCUGCUGCAGCAGCCCGCAUACGUGCGGAAGCUGGUUGCCAAUAACGACGUCCCCGUUCCCGAAUGGCGUCUGCUGCCGCCCAUUAUUGGUGGGCCCGUCUUCACCGUUGGCGUUUUCUGGUUCAGCUGGACGGCCUUCACACCGUCUAUUCACUGGCUUUCGCCCACCGCUGCGGGCGUGCUGAUCGGCUUCGGUAUUCUGUGCAUCUUCCUGCCGUGCUUCAAUUAUCUGGUGGAUUCCUACCUGCCGCUGGCUGCGUCCGCCGUGGCGGCUAAUAUCAUCCUGCGAUCGACCGUGGCGGCGGGAUUCCCGCUGUUCACGAAGCAGAUGUUCCAGAAUCUGGGGAUCCAGUGGGCCGGCACCUUGAUUGGGUGUUUAGCCGCGGUCAUGAUCCCCAUCCCGUUGGUGUUUCGGCGCUACGGACCGCGUCUGAGGGCCAAGUCCAGAGUUGUAUGA